AAGUCCCAUCAAAGCUGGUUCCAAUGCGUGCCUUGCUGACUCCAAAGGUCCUGCUCAUAACAGCAAGCUAUGGCACCAUGGCACUGUUAUACAACGCACUUAACUCGAUUCUACUUCUUUUCUAUGCGACGCCGAUUGAACUCGGUGGUCUUUCCCUUGACCCUCCCCGCAUUGGCGCUAUAUUUGCGACAUCAGCUUUCUCCCAUGGGAUUUUCCAGCUACUUUUCUACACUCGCUUAUAUGAUCGCUUUGAUGCAUACGCCAUUAAUAUCGCUGGCCUGGGCUCCAUCAUUCCUGUGGUAGUUUUAUUAC
This is a messenger RNA of Suillus paluster, 312 nucleotides long. RefSeq lists its product as uncharacterized. Lineage: Eukaryota; Fungi; Basidiomycota; Agaricomycetes; Boletales; Suillaceae. The annotation marks the transcript as partial. The transcript has a single exon. The record is from RefSeq and is a predicted model, not a curated record.